This is a messenger RNA of Pelmatolapia mariae (spotted tilapia), 1538 nucleotides long. It is a transcript of the gene arpc4, whose product is annotated as actin related protein 2/3 complex, subunit 4. Gene Ontology annotation, molecular function: actin filament binding. NCBI's taxonomy places the organism in Eukaryota, Metazoa, Chordata, Actinopteri, Cichliformes, Cichlidae. The coding region runs from base 102 to 608 and encodes 168 amino acids. The record is from RefSeq and is a predicted model, not a curated record. Gene Ontology annotation, biological process: actin filament polymerization; Arp2/3 complex-mediated actin nucleation. The transcript has 6 exons. Gene Ontology annotation, cellular component: Arp2/3 protein complex; actin cytoskeleton.
UCACAGCGGCGGCAGCAGCGGAUGAUUUCCGGAAUAUUCACGGAAGAGACUCCGUUAGUGCAGCUACUUCCGCCUUUAGCCGCCUCUCCUGACACUGAGAAAUGACAGCAACGUUGCGCCCGUAUCUCAACGCUGUGCGUGCCACACUGCAGGCCGCCCUCUGCCUGGAGAAUUUCUCCUCACAAGUGGUGGAGAGACACAACAAGCCAGAGGUGGAAGUGAGGAGCAGUAAAGAGUUGCUCCUCCAGCCUGUAAUCAUCAGCCGUAAUGACAAGGAGAAGGUUCUGAUCGAAGGCUCCAUCAACUCUGUCAGAGUCAGCAUCGCUGUCAAGCAGGCUGAUGAGAUUGAGAAGAUUCUGUGCCAUAAGUUCAUGCGCUUCAUGAUGAUGAGAGCAGAGAACUUCUUCAUCCUGAGGAGGAAACCAGUGGAGGGCUAUGACAUCAGCUUUCUCAUCACCAAUUUCCACACAGAACAGAUGUACAAGCAUAAGCUAGUGGACUUUGUCAUUCAUUUCAUGGAGGAAAUUGACAAGGAGAUUAGUGAAAUGAAGCUGUCUGUCAACGCCAGGGCUCGCAUCGUCGCUGAGGAGUUCCUCAAAAAUUUCUGAGAACGAGGAAACUCGGAAAAAUGCAUUUCUUUUGCAAUCUUGGCCGUCACUGUGGAGCGUUCACAUCAGAGGAGACAAACUAUGAUCAGCCAAUAAAAGCUGAGCUACAUAAGCUGAGCUACAUACGUACAGUAAUGAUGUACAGGCCAAUGAGCUUUUAGCCUUUAAACUUAAAUUCCCUCUGUGCUCAGAAAUGUUGAUGGUUGUACAUAAUGAACAUUUACACGCGAAACAUUCAUUUCUGCCUUGAACAUAACGAGUCAGGGCAGGUCCUUAAAAAGAGUUAUCAAUAUUCAUGAGCACAGGCUAAUAUGGAUCUUUUUUUCCAGAUAAUUUAAUUUUUUUUAAAUAUAUAGACAAUAUAUAUACUAUAUGCAUAUUAAUUUCCUUUUACUGUUUUGUUACAACAGACUUCAACCCAUGAAUGCAAUCAAUUAGAUAAUGAUUCUUGCUUUAGUUCACAAGUACACAGACGAAUCUGUCGUCAAUGAAACAUGAAUACAUUUGCUGGCAAUGAAGACGAAUAAAAAAACCCCAGUAUGCUUUGUAUUUUCUGUGAUUUCUGUUCAGUCUUUAAACACAACUCCACAGUUUUCUUUACAAGAAACAUUCACAUUUAUUGAGGUCUAACAGCUGGAAACAGAAAAGGCAUUUUGGGUUAUUUUUUUCCCCCAGUAUAGUAAUAUAAGCCAUUACCCCACAAAAAGUAUAAUACACAUGUUUUUACACACAAAUUUAACAAACAUGCACGUACAGUUUUCACAGUUUUAUGUUAUACUCUUUUUCAUUUGUGAAGGUUGGAGUGAUUUAGAGGCCAAAAUGCUUUAAGUAACAGCCUUUCAACAUUUAGUCUUAUAUACAAAUAGCUUUUGGUUUCAUCAUGAUUACAACAAUGGAAGUGCUUCAUUUCGGAUUUUUAGCAUAUCAGCU